This is a messenger RNA of Paramecium primaurelia, 925 nucleotides long. The record is from the annotation of a GenBank genome assembly. Lineage: Eukaryota; Ciliophora; Oligohymenophorea; Peniculida; Parameciidae.
AUGAUAAAAUUUGAUGAGGUCCAAAAAAGGGCCUUAAUAUGUAGAGGAUGUGCAGGAAGAACGCUUGGAUAUGAUAAAUAUUGUUGCAACGAAAACAAAUUCAUUAAUAUACUCAAAUAACACUAUAUAGAUGGAACGAACAUAGCCUAAUUGAGAGAAAUGUUAGAUUUAACAUAAGGAUGUGAAAAUUUUUGUGAAGUGCAUGGUUACCUUUAUGAAUUUGUCUUAACUAAGAUAAAUUAGAACAAUGAUAAGUAACUUAUAUAUGAAGAUUAAAUUCUAUGUUGUAAAAAAUGCAUAAAAGAAGAGAAGAAUUUAAAAGAUUAUGAUAUUUAAUUGCUAAAUGAUGAAUAUUUUACAUAUUAAUAGGAGGAUUAAAACAUUGAAGAUUAAUAGAAAUAGGCAUCCUAUGAAAGGGAAUUUUAGAAAUAAAAAUAAGGUUUGGAGGAUUAAAACAAUUAAGAUUAAUAGAAAUAGGCAUCCUAUAAAAGGGAAUUUUUGAUAAGAAAAUAAUUUGUGGAGGUUGCGAUGAAUGAUGCUUUUAAAAAUAUGAGAAUAGCACUUAAAGAGCCAUCAAAACUAGAAAUUAAAAUAGGCGAAGCUGAAGAAAGAAAAGCAGAGAUAAAAAGGAUGAAUUUAUAAUAAGGAUAGCAACAAGUCUAUAAUUAGAAUUAAGAAGAUAAAGAAAAAGUUGAAAAUCUCAAGUUGCGUAAUUUAAUUUAUAUACUUAUUUUUAGUGAAAAAUGCUAUAGAAUAAAGAAUAAGAGCAAUUAGUAAUUUAGGAGAUGGAUAUCAUGAUUACUUACAUGAUGAAUUUUUAGAAGGAGAAUCAGUGCGUUAAAAAAUAAUUGGAGAUGAUAGUCAAACUAAAGGAUAUUCAAUAAAUGAAUGUUACAAAAUGUUUGAUAACAUUUAAUAUAUUUGA